GACGAUGGCAACUAUCGAGAAACGAACUCUCUAGAGGAGUCUGGGUUGGACAGCGGGCUGUCCAGCGUUCUGGACGCUGACAAACUGAACGAUGGACUGAGCAGCGAACGAUUGAGAAAUUUCUACAAAAAACUUAUACAAACCGAUGCGCAAAUUCGCAAUUUGAAGAAAGGCGCCAACGAAUACGCUCCUACGAAUUACGAAAACAAAUUCAACCCCGACAGAUCCAAGAGGUCUCUACGAAUUCGUAAUCCUAAAGCUCUUCUUCGUUAUAAUGCCAAGAAAGAAGUUGACAAUGUACAAACUGACAAUGAUUUACUGACAGACUAUAAUGGGCCUAGUCCAAAUGUAGCAGAACUCAACAAAUUCAAUAUCUUCUACCCUCCAUACUCAAGUGUUAACGUAUCUAACAAAAAUAAUAAAUACAAAAGAUUUGUCAAUGGUUCAGACGAGCCUACAGGAUUUGUCAUCGAAAAGAAGCAAAUAUUAGUUCAAUACAAACCUCAUGACACCGAGAAGCAAAAGAAAGUACCUAAAUGUUCCCACGCGCCAAAAGACUCCAAAUCCCAUGAAAAACAACUGAAGCAUCCUUUCUACAAAAACAGCCAAAGACUCGACGAACUUCUAGAUCAGUUUCUAGACAAAAGUCUACCAGAAAUGAUGGCUGACCCAUUUGGGGUCGAUGUCCUUUUUAAACAUAAGAAUAAGGAUGUUAAAACGCAUAAAACGAAUGUUAAAAUUGAAAAUGAGAAGACUACUAAGAAAGCAAUCUCGAAGUUUAAGUAUAAAGAUGAAAAUAAGUUAUUUGGGACUCAUCGCGGAGAUAGUAGAGCUGAAAAUAAUCGAGUAGGAGAGAAACGAGUUGGGGAGUUGGACAGAGAAUUCUUCAAUAUGAUUUCGAGUAAGAAAAAGGGAAAGACGUCAAGCUCGAGUGCUACUCCGAGCUAUGACGUGAUACUGAGUGUUUCUACCAUUGUAAAUAAUGGACAGCGUAAGAUAUCAAAACCAAUGAACGUAAUGGGGCACACGCCAAGUCUGCUGGAAAGAGUGCCUCACCUCAGGAAGCUGAUGCAAGUUGAGGAGGAGGAUGAGGAGGGACUUGGCUAUGAGGACGUGAAUGAGGUGCUCGCUGAUGACAAUGAAGGUCACGAUGAUACGGAUAAGGGACAGGAUAGGAAGAAGAGAAUGGAUUUUCAGGAUUACAAAGUAGAAGACUUCAAGGUCCCAAGCAACCCUUACAAAUACAAUCCACCUGGUGUCCACAACCCGAACUGGAAAGGCCCCAUGCCUUUAUACCCUGACGAGCUCUCUUCAAUGAUCAAACAAGCUGCCAUGCAGAACGUCCAAAAUUUCAACAAAAUCUACCUCCCAGCUAAUACUAAAGACGCGUCUUCUGAAGCGGACAAUUCCGAGACUGAAUUGAACGAUAUGGAGUACAUUGAGAACUAUUCGGAUAAUAAAUUUGAGAAUUUGGCAAGAAUGGCGCAGGCGUACAGUGAUUAUGGGGUUUUGGAAGGUAGGAAGGAGCAAUCGAGGAAUGAGAAGGCAAUGGAUGGGAAGAAUGCUGAGAGAAGAAUCAAAUUGUCGGUGAAAGGACGGUCGUUCAAAGACGCGCUGUUUGACCGAUUCAAGAAAAGCAAAGUGUCAGAAGGUAUCAGAUUUGAAAUACGCCCAACAACUCCGUCUAGAGAGGACAGUCCCAUUGAGCUUAUGAAAGUGUUAGAAAAGCACGUGAAAGUUACCAAAAACAAAUACUUUCCGCCGUUCCAUUCGACCACUUUGCCUUUAAAUACUGAUUAUGCUUUAUUCAGCGCAAUACAGAAGCAACAAAGCCAAAUGAUGGCGAACGAUGCAAGUACCAAGAAGGGAGAACAACCAAACGAAUAUCCAGACAACGCUGUAGUGUUUACACUAGCUAAAAGUGGCAGGAGAUCCUUAAAAUCUGUACCUGAUGAGGAGAACUACAAGAGUAAUGAAGAAUUCGAUGAAAAUGAGAAAAGUUUGGAAGAUAAACUGAUUGUUAAAGGUAUAAGUGGUCUUGGAGCGAUUAAGGCCGAUGAUAAACCAAGCACUGAUAAGAAUACCAAAACUGCUGAAGAGCAUCACCACCAUCACCAUAAGCAUCAUCAUCACUCUGAUCAUAAUCAUCAUAACAUCAGUAAUGUGAACGAAACUACAAGCAAAUUGGAGAUCAUUGAAGACAAAUCUUUGAUUUUGAAUGAAACAGACAGACUCAAAGAAAAUGUAACAGCAAAUAAUGCAAGUGAUAGUCAUUCAAAUGGCCUAGCAGUUAUUCCCGAUAACAACUUAAUAGCAACUAUUUUAAAUCUAAAUGCGCCAAGGAAUAAGUCAGAAAUGGAUCUCAGUGACUUCUUUAUGCUGAUGUCUAACUGGUUCAGUGUCAUGGCUGGAUUGGACACUAGUUCUGAGACAAAUGAACCUAAAUCAAAUAUAAUCAAACUAAUAACCAAAUCAGAUGCGAGUACAACACCAACGAGCAACGAUUCUAUCAACAUUGAAUUCCCCAUGUACGACUCGGAUAUGAUAGAAAAUAUAGGACAUAGAUCAAGGGUACUUAUGGCCAUAGAAGAUAGUGAUAAAUCUACUGAGAAUGCUGUCAGUGAAGUUAAUACUAGCGUUAUGAAUGGGAAAGAUGAAAUAACCAGUGCUAGUCCAGUGAUCACGAUCAAUAAAGAAGACGUAAGUACAGCAACAGCUUUAACUUCUGCUACAGAAACCAUAACUGCUAUAGCGACUCAAUCCCAACCAGCAGAAAAACUAAUUAUUACCAAAAACGAAGAAACUUUUGAUAACAAAACUGUAGUCAAAAGAAACAUACCUGAAGAUAGCAAUCUGAUUUUCUGGAAUGACAUUUACGACGAUGAAUACGGAGUCAAAAUGGAACCCAUAGACAAUACAGUCAUAGACAAAAGGAACUCUAAAAAUCUAAACUUUAUGAAGAAAUCAGGAGAUUGGAUACAUGAGAAAGUAAAGAAUAUAGCGAACAAUUUUCAUGGGAAAGAUAAAUUUGAGAGCAAGUAUAAAACGAAACAAAGGAGGGUGAUGCGCAGAGCGAACUACAGAAACGACAUGUAUACCAAAUACAACAAAAGGGCAGCUAGAUAUGAAGAAGCAGAUGAAGAUGAAAAAACUGGCAGUUUUGCACAACUGACAGUUAAGAUGAAGGAGGUAUGCAAGGAAGCCGCAAAAGCUGUGCAGCAGACCAAAAAUGUUCAAGUGCGUCAAGAUGAGAAGGAAGAUAGCAUGACGACAUCCCUGAUGCAGCAGCUAGUGAGGCUCAUGACGGACCUCAUCGACUUCCAGGUGCAGCAGAAGACUUGUGUCAAACUACCUCCGGAUCUGCAAGACUUCCUCGUGUGGCUGACCAACCCGAAUUCAGAUCAAGAAGUGGAGUUCAGGGAUCAAAAAAUGAGUUACCGUGAGGACAACAGCUAUGAGAAGCCUUCAGACCAGAUCCUGGACUUGAUAUCAACGCCAUCUAGUGAGAAGGAGGAGAUACAUGGAGAUAGCAGGUCGGAGUGUUUGGGCACGCUUCAUGCUGUCCAGGAUCUCAUGCAGCAGUACGAUGAGAUGACUGACGAGGAUAAGAGCAAAAUGACUGGAAUCAGGGACUACUUGCAGAAUCAACUACAGUUUCUUCAUAAACAGCUCGCUACUUUUAAUGAUUACAAGAUGACAAACAUAUUCGAAGACCAAAACCCGUCUUACCGCUUUAGAAGAGAAGUACCAAAACAGAACUGCAGACGCAGAAGUAACCAAAUCAAAAGCAGACGAAAUAGAAACAGAUUCAAGAGGAAAUUCCUGAAGAAUUUUGGCAAAAAACACACUAGAACUACAGCUAGUAUCUACGAUGGAUUCGCCAUGACAGAGGUUAAUAAAUUCACAAAAGAUGACAAAUAUGGGGCAGAAAAAGAUGGUAAAGAUGUUAAAAGGAAUCUCAAGGAUGUUUAUUAUAAGGCCCUGAAUGAUGCGAAGAAAUCUACCACUUUUAAAACGGCGAGCAAAGAUGAAAUGGAGGGGUUCGAUCAUGCUCAAAUUGUUAGAAUGGAUAACUAAAUAUUGGAAGCUAGCGUACAGCACAGCACAAAUUGAGGCAUACACAGCAGUAAGACACUUAACGCAUGACAAAUGAUUCAAAUGUCGAUUAUAAUCCCACGAUUCUGAAACGUCAAGUGGCAAAAAUCUAGAAACUAAACCCAGCAUUAGGUACAUAUUGUAAAGCCCUCACACUCACUGCGGGUUCCAGUCGCACAGUCGCGACAGCAAUAUAAUUACGCGCGAGCGAUAAGGAUGGGCAGCUUGGGGUCAAUGGACGAAAUUCUACGUGCUCACAGACCAGACUAUAGUUAGCUACAAUAUCUACAUCUUGCUUAAGCAAGCGAGACAGAGCGAACUCCUCCUUUGUUCUUCUGUUUAAUUUCAUUACGGGUCCAACGACAGUUCAACUUUCCCUCGGGACAAACUUGACCUUCACUGGUUGGGUUGUUGGCGGUCAAGCUGUAGAUCCUGGCUACACAGGAGUUGCAGCGGUGGGAACGAGAGGUGGGAAUAGUCCCGUAGCGAAGGGACUUACUAAGUUAUGUACUAUGCCUGUAAUUUAGACAUUUUUUACUUGUUAAAAAUUUUCAAAUAGUCCUUGUUCUCUUGCGUCUCUCUCAGCAAUGUCCAAGUAUAUUUUUGUACGCAAUUUAAAGAAUAAUUUUAGAUCUUUGUAUUUAUAGGUUUUACGUGAGGUUGAAUAAAGUAAUUAUGGAUCAUA
Ostrinia nubilalis (European corn borer) is the source of this 4780-nucleotide messenger RNA. RefSeq lists its product as uncharacterized. The coding region runs from base 658 to 4077 and encodes 1139 amino acids. The record is from RefSeq and is a predicted model, not a curated record. The transcript has 15 exons. NCBI's taxonomy places the organism in Eukaryota, Metazoa, Arthropoda, Insecta, Lepidoptera, Crambidae.